Folsomia candida is the source of this 3045-nucleotide messenger RNA. RefSeq lists its product as uncharacterized. The record is from RefSeq and is a predicted model, not a curated record. The coding region runs from base 725 to 2638 and encodes 637 amino acids. Gene Ontology annotation, molecular function: protein binding. The transcript has 4 exons. NCBI's taxonomy places the organism in Eukaryota, Metazoa, Arthropoda, Collembola, Entomobryomorpha, Isotomidae.
UCUCGCUACGCAUGCAUAUGCUAGGAUGAAAGUCACGAGUGUUUUACAAAGAGAAAACUUGGCUGCCUUCGCAUAGUGGAAAUAUAUUUACAGCUUGGAAAUCUUCACAAAGAAACAGUAAUGGGCGGACAACCCCAACAUUAAGAGUGUUGACUUUUGUUGACUGCUUUACUCUAUUUGGAACCAUCACGUGAAAGGGAACAGUUCGAUUCAGUCAUUCCUUUUGUAAUUUGGGAAGCCGUGGACUACCAGGUUGUUUGGAAACCAGGUCAAGAUAUAAAACUGGCUCCACACAUUCCCUUUUGGACUUGUAAGACAAAUAACUAAGUGCCAUAGCUGCAUACGAAUCCAGAAAGGUUAUCGGGAUCUUGUGUAAUGUACUGUGGCCUGCUUUGCGCAAAAAUGAAUGGUUACCUGUGUCCAGAACAGUUUGCCAAACAACCUCCCAAGUUUUCUCCAACUUCCUUUUCAAAAAGUCAUCACCACCUUUAUGAGGGCGUCAUCCCGGAUGGUGAUUUGAGCAAGAUAGUCAGUGAAGCAAUUACCUAUUUCCAGCCAGGUAAAGUGAAGGAAGGAUGUACGAUUUUUUAUCUAAUCUCCCAUGAAUCAAGUGGUGAGAAAGAGGCCCAUCAUAAAAUUUUCAUCGCCCGUUCUGGCUCAGGACAAAAGCUUUUCAAACAAGUAUCAAUUCUAAACACUAACCUUGCUACCACAAUAUGCAGCAAUGUUUAGAAAAUACCACAUUUACGAUAAAUUUUCUGGAAUGGAAGUGUUUAAGAAUAUCAAAUUCGACUUUUCCCGUCUUAAAAAUUUAAUUGUGUUUAUUUCCAUCGAUCGGAUCUUGAGGGGUAUAAAAUAUCAAGGGAUGGCUAUAGAAAGUAUGGUCAAUCCAAGAUUGCAAGAUGAGUUCCUCAAAAUUGAAGAAGUAAUUAAUUUUCUCGGAAAAACCCUGCAGAACUGGGAAGACAAUGAUAUACAUCAUUUUAAGAGCUUAUAUGUUCUUCACGAAAAGAAACUGGUGGUAUGGGGAGAGCUAAAAAGCAUUGAAGAAUCACAUCCGGAAAUAUUUAAACUUUUCAUUAAUAAGAUACCAUCUGCCUGCGACUGCAACAUCCCAACAUCAGACAAAUGCAUCCAAGACCAUAAAUGCAUCUACUGUGGGUCGGAAAACUUAGACACCCAAGCGAAUACAAAAUUCCAGACGUUUCGGAGCACCAAAGCUGAUUUGAUUGAGGCAGAUAGGAAGAAAAAGAUAAAGAAUUUUUCACACCUUUGGAAUUUUGUAUUUGAAUUAAAUGAAAAAGACGUGCUCAACAAUUUUGCCGGUUGUGCCGAAAGCAAUUUACUCGAGUAUUUGGCAACUCAUCCUGACAUUUUGGAUGAAUCGGGAAAUCACAUAAUUUUUACUGUGAUGAAUUCAUCAGUUAGUUCGACCAAGACGAAGGAGAUUGAAAUUUGUUCUCCUUGUUUAUACUGCUGUUGGGUUUUUCCCCAUUAUUAUGAUUUAAUUGGACAAAGUAGACUCAUAAAAUGGGGAACUUACAGGGAGCAUUAUAAGGAAGGAGCAAAUGCGUAUAUACCGGAACACAUUUUUUUACAUUUGGUUAGUGAGGGGCGUUUAGUGGAUUUUCAACGAUAUUACGAAACCUGGAGUGAAAGAGUGUAUCAGUUUAGCAGAAAGCACUAUCUAUCCAUCGGGAGCAAAUACACUGUGCUACACCAUGCUUGCUCUUAUCACAGUCAGACCGGAUUUGUCAAAUUCAUCCUGGACAAAGAACCGGAUUUGCUUAAUUCGAAAACAUAUUUUAACAGAACUUCCCUUCAUUUCGCGGUAAUGAAUUGUCACCCCAGAAUUGUCGAGUAUCUACUAAACUGCCCGGGAAUUGAAAUAAACAGCAAAGAUCACACUAACCUAACACCAUUCAACCACUCUGUCAUUUCGAGAAACGGGGAAAUUAUCAAUCUAUUCCUGCAAAAGGAAGGGGUUGAUGUGUCUUAUGACGCCGUUAAUGAUCACCCAAACUUUUUAAUAGCUGCAAGUUCCUUUUCUACGCUUGAAGUUGUAAAGAAGGUUUAUAAAAUGAUGGCCAAAUUAGGAAAGGGAUUUGACAUUAAUUAUGUUUACCAGGAAGAGAAUAUUACAGCCUUAUCUCAAGCCAUUGAUCGAAAUGCUGUCGACAUUUUUGAUUUUCUUCUGGGUAAAGGAGCUAACGUUUACAAGCCGGUGGCAAAAGGGUGGAACCUGGAGGCAAUAUUUUUACGGCUGAUCCAUUUUAGACGAUGGGACAUGAUGAGAUCUUUCUUAUAUUUCCACAUGGACGAACCAGAUAAAUUGAAAAAGCUUCAAAACAUGAAGAUGGGUGAUAACGCUACUGCGUUGCAUAUGGUGGUAAAACGGGCCCAAAGUGUGAACCAUGUUGAAAUGCUUACCAAACUUGGGUUCAAAAUGAACGAAGAUAACGAUGGCGUCACUCCGUUGCAAAUCGCAACUGAAGGUUCUGACAUUCAGAAACAUUUGGAAAAGUAUAUUCUUCAGCGAGAUGUUAAAGAUGAUACGGACUGUAUUGAAAGAGCUCCAAAACUGUGGAGAGGAUUGAGUGUAAAUGACUUCGAAAUUGAUCCAUUUAUUUGGCUUUAAGAUAUGAAUGUUGGUUUUAAUGUUAAUUGUUUUAUUAAUGUCUCUUAACAAAAAAUUCGAAUUUAUUCGAAUUAAUUAUUAUUAUCAAUUGUAAAUACCAAUUACGUACUUAUUAUAUAUUUGUAAUGCAAUUUUUAGUGCUUUAAGGGCCACUGAGCCUGAAAAAGCGAUAAACUCGUUAUUAUCAUUAUUAUAAAUAUGUUCAGUAAAACUUGACUAGCGGACACCUGUAAUACCUUAUCCGCGUAAAUGUUUUGGUAAACUCACACUGUAAAUAAUUUGGUAAUAAACAUUACCGAAAAGCACAAGUAUAUGACUCUGCCAAAGUAGUAAUUAUUAGUUGUAAUGGCUUGGUAAUAAAAUUUUACCAUUAUGGUAAUGAAUUUUUUCUACGUGGUAAAAUAUUA